Schistocerca serialis cubense is the source of this 7965-nucleotide messenger RNA. RefSeq lists its product as uncharacterized. Gene Ontology annotation, cellular component: cytoplasm. Gene Ontology annotation, biological process: regulation of proteolysis; proteasome-mediated ubiquitin-dependent protein catabolic process. NCBI's taxonomy places the organism in Eukaryota, Metazoa, Arthropoda, Insecta, Orthoptera, Acrididae. Bases 183 to 2966 code for a protein of 927 amino acids. The record is from RefSeq and is a predicted model, not a curated record. Gene Ontology annotation, molecular function: ubiquitin protein ligase binding. The transcript is spliced from 19 exons.
GAACAGUUUAGGUUUUUUCUUCGCCUACGAGAUAACAUGAAGCCUGUGAUCAUUGAUUCUAGCUCAUUAGCAGCAGAAGCGCAGACAGGUUACUUACUAUCGAAAGUCUUUGACUGUCCGCUUUGGUGUUGAAAUGACAAGUAGUGCACUCUAGUAUAUGGCAAUCUUGUAGAGAGUAAGCAAUGGAUUCCCAGCUACUUGGGACAUGGGAGGUUGUUUCAUGCACUCCUCGCCAGACUGGACUGGUGGAAAACACUGGUGUUGAUGGGACCCGCUUUUGCCUGGAUGAGAGUGGUGAUGUUACGUGGACAGUUCCGGAUGACGCUGAGGCUAUACCUCUGUUUAACUGUGAAACAUAUGAAGUUUAUAAUUCACCUCCCAUGGGCGUUGUGAUAAGAUUCGGAGCGUAUGCGGGUCACGUCAUUGAGUUUCGGGUAGACCAUCCUGAUGGUCAGGAUACAAUGGUGCUGACUUGUGAUGCUUGGUGCAUGCUGCGGUGCAAACGUGUGGUGGAAUCUGACCCUGACCCACCUGGAGAUGCUCCAUUCUCAUUGUUACCAGCUCUUGAGGAUGGCUAUUUUUCUGAUGUCUCCAUCACUGCCAGUAAUGGUCGCAUCUUUGCGGCACAUUCGUGUGUGCUCAAUUUGUCUGCUCCUGGGGUGGAUUGGGGGCGUCAAUUGGCUGGUCUUCCAGAGGAUGUAUUGGGCACUGUGCUACACUAUCUGUAUUCAGAGUGCCUCCCAGCGAAUCUGGCAGAGGGCACUGCACGCCAGUGUGCUGUCGCCACCCAUGCUCUGCCAGGCCUGCAACCUCUCGCUCGUCUCUGCGAACUCUACCUCAAGAACAUGGCACUCAAGCAGCAAAUAAUUGGCCUAGUUUCCGACAUGCAUGCCAGUGCCAGUCAAAUCAUCGAACAUUUCAGCGCCAAAUCCUCCACAGGCGAGCAUUCUGCAGAUAGCCUUAAUUCUAAUCCGGCCAAAUUAUGUUUUGUUGUGAAGCAAUCUGUGAGAGAAGCUGCCGUAGCUGGUGCAAAAUUGUUGUUGCUUUGUGAUCUUUUCACAAAGCGCAAGGCUGAACUCUCACGUGAGGAACGGCAUGAAAUCAUCCGCUAUGCGAAGUCGCGGUUACCGGUUUUCAUGAGCCAGCUGCAACGUUUCCUGCAAGGUGUAAAAUCAACUUUCAGCAGUAUGUCACCCAGCCAGCGACAGGAAGUCGCUACUUAUCUUGUGCCUGAGAUUGAAACUAUUUUGGAUACUGUUUCUACACUAGUAGUACAAGUGAAAUCAGCCCUGGAACAUAUUAUAACUGUUCUUUCUCCAUCAGAAAACCCAAAAAGUCAGAAGGAAAAAGUUGGUGAAGUACUCACUAAAUCUUUGAAAAAUGUUUUGUACAGAAGAGAACUUAGCAAACUGAGAAAUUUUCAUCAGAGAAUAACUUUCAGUUUAGUUCAUCUUCUACAAAAGAAGGAGAGUUUCAAUGAAAUGACUAGUGCCAACAAAGUACGAUCUGUGGCUCGCAACCUGGAGCAGUUAAUAGAGGAACUGCCUAUAUUUCUUAUGAGGCUGGAAGAAGUAACGGCUGCCCUUGAUGAUAGAUUGGAAUGGCAUGAAUUCAAAUUUUGCUUUAAAGUUGGAACUUCCAAAGUGUCGGGGAUCCUGCAGCAGUUACUGACACAUCGUGAGACUUUGCAAGAAGUUAUGGUUCAGCUAUGUGACUUAGUGCAAAGGGAAGCAUUCACGAGAUCACUCUUCGCCCUUGAGCUCCUUGAUCCAGCUCAUUAUUCAGCAGAUCAUCAUAGUCAUCCAAGUGGGCAUUUUCACUCUACUCCCAAACAGCAUGGGUACAAGCUAAAUCUUGUGGAGUCAUUGUGUAUACCACCACUUUCUCGAAACAGUAGACUGUCUAAGGCUGCCGUCCAGUUACUGAGAUCGGGUCAGGACACUGACAUGGUCUUUGAAGUUGUCUCCUCUCCAGAUGCUCCAGAUUGUGUGAUAGAUCACACAGCUAGUCAGACAAAGCAGACUGCAGCUGAGGAGGGUAAUGAAACUUCAAGACAUGGUGGCAAGGAGAGGAGCAGGUCUGAAGAAGCACAACAAUCACCUUCCAGCGAGCCACAGCUACAGUUAUCCCAGCCACAGCCGCAGCCACAGCCCGAACCUCAACAGUUAGAAGAACAGCCUGAGGAAGCGGCCAGUGUGAGGGCACACAGAGUUAUAGUUGCUGCUCGAUGUGACUGGUUUCGUCGGGCUCUCUUGUCUGGGAUGAGAGAAGCAAUUGAUAGGAAAAUAGUGGUUCAUGAUACAAAUCCAUUCCUUUUCUCAACAUUUCUUCACUACCUGUACAGUGGACAGUUGCGUACCCGAGAGCUGACUGCUGAUCAGUUAGCUGACCUUAUGCUUCUCAGUGAUCGAUAUGAGGUUGACUCAUUGAAACAAGCAUGCGAACAGGGAUUAAGAAGACACAUUGAUGAAGAUUCAGUGCUUUAUUUCCUGAGUAUGAGUGACCAAAUUAAUGCAAAAACUCUUCGGAGUGCCUGUUUAAACUUCAUCUCCUUGAAUCCUGACAUUAUGGAUAGUGAAUUAUUUGAAGAGCUGCCUCAAAACCUGCAGGCUGAGAUCUAUGAUCUAGUCAUAUGGGCUAAACCCAGGAAAUCACAAACAACUGAGAAGUUACUGCUUUUCCCACAUUGUCCUAGUCCUGAGACACCAACAUCUGUAUCAUCCAGUCUGGCUGAUAUAGAAGAAAUGGCUUCCAACAUUCAUAUUAACAGUCGUGAGGUAGAAGCAUCUGAUAGCAGUUCACUGGAGGAUCUUCCACUAACACAAGACUCUGCCCGUUUAGAAAGCUGCAUUGUGCAGCUGAGGGACAUAGUUGGUGAACAGGCAUCGCGUGAAGAACUUGUUCAGUUGGCGCUUGCUGCUGAUUAUGACAUCAACCGGGCUGCAAACUUCUACUAUUCAUCCUGAAGGUGGCAUCGAGGUCGCCCCUCUGUGAGGCGCACCUAAGGCAGUACUUAGCAGUUGCUAUUGUCACUGGUUGUUGCUGUGAAGAAUACUUCAUGCAGAACAGAACCUGCCUGCCAUCUUGGCUGUGAACUGGAGUGGAGCAAUCGAAAUCAGACGUCACGUUCCACAACAGUGGCUCUCAAAAUGCACUUCAAAGCCUUACCAGUUGUGACAUUUCCCUUAAAGUAUCUUCUUUGAAUGGCGAUGUCGUGCUUCGAAAGAAUGGGUUUCUUGUGAUUCUGCUGUAUUGUUACUGAAAUGAGAUGGAAUGGAAAUAGUGUUAAAGUAUCUGCUUUCAUGAAUACAGGCAGGCUUGAAGUUUGCAUAUUUUCCUGGUUAAGUUGGAGAUGCUGGUUGCCAUGAAAUGGUUUUUUAGCAGUUCAGUGGGCUGUUGGUAUCCAGAAAAUGAGGGCUUGCUCUGGGUGCCAGUGACAGGAUUUUUGCCAUUCAUUGUGACAUACUACGGAGUUCUCAUUUUGUUAAGAGGAAUUAUUUCUUAAGAACUGCAGUUUUUGUCUGGCUAGUCUCAAGCAUUUCUGAUAUGGAAGUGCACAGUAUUUUUAAAUUUUAUCAAGGUAUAAUAUUCUAAGCACUAUUUUUGCCAUAAUUCUUUAAGACUUUUGUCUGUCAUAAUAUAAAAUUUUGUGACUUUUUAGAAACUGUGCAAGAUUGUUCAGUGCAUGGUUAUGAUAAAUGGUCAUUAAGUUUAUUUACAUUUUAUGCAAUGAAAAUAUUUUAUUUAGUGACAUCACCUCAUUUUAUUUUAUGAAAGUAUUUUUAGAGGCAGAACUGUUUUAACACGUAACCAUAUUGUAAAUAUUUUCAUUGUGUACUGAACCCAGAAACCAUCUCAGACACACUAAUCAAUGUGACAAUCUGUCCAUUACUGAAAUGUGAGAUGUAAAAUUGUAUAAGUAAAUUGUUAUGUUAUGUAGAUGUCCUACACAUUUCAGUCUUUGCUUUUGAGAAAAUUCAGGAAAUUUUGCCAGUUUUGCAGAUUUGAGUGCCUUACUACAACAGAAAUGCUUUAAAAUCCUUUGAAUAUACUUAAUUUAACUCCAGCGCCAAUUUUCACUCAGUGUGUUAAUAUUCAUGUAUCUGGAAAACACUUUAAAUGUUUCUGGAAAUAAAUUUUUUCUCAUGUAAGCUAUGUUCUUUAGUGCAGAAAAGUUACUUGUAUUGCACUGUUAGCUCUGAGUAAAUUUCAUCAUCGACUACCAAAAAAGACUUCUUGUUCCUUACUGAUUUUUAAAAAAUUUUUGUAGAGCAUUUUAUAUAGUUGACUGUAUCUUGUUGAAAUCCAUAAGCAGAUUAAUAACAGUGCUGAGCAUAGUUCUAAUAAUAGUAGGGCAUAAUGUCACUGGGAAAUAUUAUACACUUCAUAGCAAAUAGAGAGAGAGAAAAAAUAAUAUAAAAGUUGUAUUGCCUUUCAUCUGUUUUUUUCAAAGUCUCUCUAGACACAAAGAAGAAUUUUCUGAUGUUACCUCAUUGUGGAGUUUUAUUCCCCCAUAGUCUUGAGAAUUUGUUGCGUUGACAUCUUUAUUCUAUAGACUUCAGUUAUGAGAAAAACCCACUGCAUUUUUUGAUGAUGGACGUCGUACCAGUACUCUGGUACUCUGUGCAAUGUAACUAGUCAUUUCCGGCAUUGAAGGUAUUGUGUAAAGUAUGUGCCACUAAUAUGCACCCGAUUAAUUGCUUUGAUAGAGUUGUUGAAAGUUUUGUUGAUAUUGAUAAAUCUCUCAUUUUUUUUUUUAUUUACUUGCAUGUUCUUGACACAAUCACCAUUGAAUUAGUUGAUGAUUUCUUUAGUUUACAUCAGUAUUGCCCCUUCCCUCUCUCCCUCUCCUCCUCCCUCUCCCUCCUCCCUCUUCCUGUGUCACACACACACACACACACACACACACACACACACACACACAAUGAUAAACGUUCUUGUUUCAACAGCUGUUAGUGAUUUCAUAAGACUGUUAAACGUGUGUCUGGGAUGGUUAGAUGUGGUAAUUGCUGUAUUCUCUUUGGUAAAUGUCAUUAUGUAAUCAUUGUGGAGAACUAUGAAAUUAAUAAUAGAAAGUACAGCUAUUUUCUUCACUUAACCUUUAUUAAUUUCACUUUAGAACUACAAACUAUGAUGAACUGCAUAAGCAUGAUAAUUUUAUUAUCACCUUUAAAAAGUCUUCAUGUCAGAAAGCAAUGGCCAUGUAAUAACUAUUUUUACUAACAGUAUUUGUGUCAUAUCUUCACAUUUAUUUGUAGCAGCCCACAUUCUUUAAUACAGUCAAUAUUGUUUUUACUUUUGUAGAUUUGUACAUAGAAAAGUAAAGAAAUUUUUUCACAGUUUCUAAUUGAUAUAGACGUAAGUGAUAGACUGUAAGGUUACAAUCAUGAAUACUUCAAUGCCAAAUGUAAUGUGAAUUAUGUUAUGUAUUAUAUGUUUUACUGAAAUUGUUACGUUCAUAGGUGAAAUUGGCACAAAACAGUUGACAGUGUGGAACACAUAGCUAUUUAAUCUAUUCACUGUCCCAAAAAAAGUAAGUUACCUUUCCAUUUAGAAUUUGCGCACUGCGUAUUUGUCAUCUUUCCUUAUCCACUUCUCAUCCAUUGUUGUCCCUUCUCAACUUCCAUUCCAUUUGUAUUUAAUCUAUACCUUUCUUAUAUUUCCUCCCCCCCUCCCCCCACUCCUCUCUCUCUCUCUCUCUCUCUCUCUCUCUCUCUCUCUCUCUCUCUCUCUCUCUCUCUCUCUCUCUCUCGAUGCCCAAUUUCACAUAUGCAACCGUAUUUCAGUAUUUUUUCAGAAUGCAGUUUUGUAACAAUACAAUAAUUGUAUUCCUUCCAAUAUGCUUGAAACUCGUGUGUGUGUGUGUGUGUGUGUGUGUGUGUGUGUGUGUGUGUGUGUGUGUGUAGCUGACUAUAUUUUCUAUUUGUAAUAUGAUGAUGAAUACAGUUGCAAAUCAAAACAAAAAAAUUAAAAAUGAGUAUAGAGAUUGGAUAAAUGAGUGAGACAUUACACUAGAUGGAGAUUAGUGUUAUCUUAUGUUUUUAAAAAUCGGACAUCUGUGCCAGAAAGUAUACAAAUGGAGAACAUAGGGAGUGAACUAGCAUGCAAAAAUUUACCGGAUGGGAAUUGGAAGAAAACAUUUCCAUCGAACAGGACAGAUCACAACUGUUAAUUACAAGUUUGAAGAGUACACAGAAAAUGCCCUGAAAUUAUAUAAAUCUGACUUGGAAGAAACUUGGAAUCGGCAGCUAUCCAUUAUAGAGUAACAUUUGUAGACAGUUAACUACAUAGGUACAUUAACUGAGUUUGGUGUAAGUACUGACUUUUUUACUCAUUUAGAAGUUGGGGUUAAUAUCUUUAUUGAAGUGUAAUACUUUUUUCUGUAAGUAACUGUUCCCUUGUCCUCCCACAAAGCCUUAUUCCAUGGAGACAACUAUGUGAUAUAUGAAGAAAGGCUUACAUACCAAAACACAGUACCAUUGAAACUUUUUGAUCACCACCAUUUCAUAAAAAUUGCUAAUAUUAUUAUUGUGAUCAUUUUAAAAGAGGACAGAACAAUUUCUGAAAAUGUGAAUAAUGGUCAUUUAAGUCUUUCCACAUUCCGAUGGCCUUGGAAGACAAAUGCUAUUUACUCCCCAUGUGGAAAAAUGUGACUUUACAUGCCCUUCAUUUCCAAGUUCUCCAUUUGUCACUUUUGAAGUGAUGGAAAACUUUAAAUAGUUGUGUAAUGUGUUUAUCUACUGUAUCAUGAGUUGGCACAUCACUUCACUUCUUAGAGGAUGUCAUUCACUUAUUUACUUGUUUCUCGGCAAGAUAAACUGAAUAAAUCUGUUUCUCUAUAGGAAAAAGUUACAGAAAGUGACAUCAUUUGUGUUGUUAAUAGUAUUAUGAAGCUUAGUUCCUAGAAACAGCUGACUUAAAAAAUGUCUUCUUCUUUCUGUCUGUGCCUUCUUUAUUUCUAAAUGGAAAAAUGAAAAAGUAGACUGAUAAUUAUACAUGGAAAACAGUUGUUUCAGAUAUAAUACCACAAGUGAGCUGUGGCAUGUUUAGUUAAUGUAAGAGCCAUUUUUCUGCAUUUAGCAGUUGUAUUAGUAAUACAGUUUGAGCCUUCAGCUUCGGAGUCAGAUAUUGAUAUGUGGCAUAGAAAAAAAAGCGAGUGGAUCAUUUUCUUAUUUACUGUGUUGUUUUCUGUCACUCUUUAAAGAUUUGGUUUGUGUAAAUUUCACUUGCUGGCACCAGUGCCUUCACUUUUAUAAAUUUUGCCCCCUUAAAAUUUGCUUAAUUUUUUGUUAUUUUGGUGAUAGUAAUGUGAUUAGAAGAAGUCAUAUUUCAUUUGUUGUGAAAUAUAAAAGAAGUAAACUGACAUGUACAAUAGAUUCUGCACAAUUUUAUUAGUAGCAAUUUAGAUUGAGAAAUAACUUUGAUUUGUAGACUAACCUUGGACUAAAAUCUCUCAUUUCUUGAGAGACAGGUGUUUAACAUUUGUGUUCAGUAUUACUUUAUCUUUUUAUGAGGAAUUAAAUUCUGAGGCAUCAUUGUAAUUCCUCUUUCUUCGGCCAUUCAUUCUAAUAAUCUAGUCAGAAUAAAAUCUUUGAUUAUAACUAAUAUAAAAAUGUAAUAAUUAAAAUUAAGACAGUGAUGGAAACCAUAGUGAUUGUUGUGUACAGAAUGUUGAAACUGGAAGAAGUCGUAAACAAACUAUCCUAUAUUUCGUACAAAUAAAAAAGUGAUUGCCAGAAGAAUCACUUGAACUUGAAUCUUAACAGCCAAGUCUGUUUGAAGAAAACACAAUGUGGUUGCAUGUGUUAAUGCAAUAGCUCGGAAGAACUUUGUUGCCACUGUGAUGAGUUCAUUUGUUUGUUGAGGGAGAGAGAUCUCCAUAUGUUAGUGUGUAAACGUGUACUGUAUGUCUCUUGUUAUGAAUACAUGGUCAGAUUUUAAGUUACAAUAUACAUUUAAACAAAA